AUGCCAGACGAGUCUGCAGCAGAUCAAUCUGCAGCCCGAGAGAAAGCCAUUAAUGAUUGGCUUCCCGUCACUGCCUCUAGAAAAGCGAAAUGGUGGUAUUCCGCUUUUCACAAUAUCACAGCCAUGGUUGGUGCUGGAGUUCUCACCCUUCCUUACGCCAUGUCGAAGAUGGGAUGGGGUCCAGGCAUAACAAUAUUGUUAUUAUCAUGGAUAAUCACAUUGUUCACACUAUGGCAAAUGGUUGAGAUGCAUGAAAUGGUACCAGGAGUGAGAUUUGACAGAUACCAUGAGCUUGGUCAACAUGCUUUUGGUAAAAAGUUGGGUCUAUACAUCAUUUGUCCCCAACAACUACUUGUUGAAGUUGGAACUUGCAUUGCAUAUAUGGUCACUGGAGGAAAAUCACUACAGAAGAUUCAAGAAACUAUUUGGCCCAAUUGGAAAGGUCUUAGAACCUCUUAUUGGAUUAUUAUCUUUGCUUCUGUAAACUUUGUUCUCUGUCAAUGUCCCAACUUCAAUUCUAUUUCUGCUGUCUCUUUUGCUGCAGCUGUCAUGUCUAUUGGGUACUCAACAAUUGCUUGGGUUGCUUCACUCAAUAGAGGAGUUCAACCAAAUGUGGAUUAUAGUUACAGUGCUCAUAGUAUUCCAGAUGGUGUAUUCAAUUUCAUGUUGGCAAUGGGAGAAGUAGCAUUUUCUUAUGCAGGUCACAAUGUAGUUCUUGAAAUCCAAGCAACAAUACCUUCUACACCUGAUAAUCCUUCCAAGAAAGCAAUGUGGAAAGGAGUUAAACGCCCUACUUGGCUCAUUGCUACUGCAAACAUCUUUGUUAUUGUUCAUGUUAUUGGUGGCUAUCAGGUAUUCUCAAUGCCGGUUUUUGAUAUGAUUGAAACUUUUUUGGUGAAGCAGAUGAAGCUUCCUCCUUCUUUAAUUCUUCGCUUAUUUGCUCGCACCGGAUUUGUAGCAUUCACCAUGAUAGUUGGUAUAUGCAUUCCAUUCUUUGGUUCUCUUCUUGGAUUUCUAGGAGGAUUUGCCUUUGCACCAACAUCAUAUUUUAUUCCAUGUAUCAUAUGGCUUAAACUUCACAACCCUAAGACAUUUAGCUUGUCUUGGAUAAUUAAUUGGGUCUGCAUUGUGCUUGGGGUGUUGUUGAUGGUACUAGCUCCAAUAGGUUCAUUGAGACAAAUCAUUAUUCAAUUCAAGCACUAUAAGUUCUUCUCAUAG
Vicia faba (fava bean) is the source of this 1218-nucleotide messenger RNA. The record is from the annotation of a GenBank genome assembly. NCBI's taxonomy places the organism in Eukaryota, Viridiplantae, Streptophyta, Magnoliopsida, Fabales, Fabaceae.